AUGUUGCCACUGCCCAUCCAGCAAGGCAGCACCAAAGUCGGUGCUGUCGCCUACUUUCUCGCUGGAGUGUCUGUUUUUGUUGCCACUGUCUUGUCUUUGUACUCUAUGUUUUUGCAUCUUAAAAACUAUCGACGGCCUGACUUGCAGCGUCUGAUUAUCCGUAUUUUGUGGAUGGUACCUAUUUAUGGUGUUGCUUCAUUCGUUAGUCUGUCAUCCAAGUACACGUCGCACUAUAUCGACACAAUUCGUGAUGUUUACGAGGCUUUUGUGAUAUAUUCGUUUUUCACUCUUUUAAUCAACUAUCUCGGCGGAGAGCGUGCACUUCUUUCACUACUACAAGAACGAUUACGUAUUCACCAUCUUUGGCCAUUCAACUAUUGUUUUCUUCCCAUGGAUAUGAGUGAUCCACAAACAUUUUUGUUUAUUCGUCGAGGUGUACUUCAGUUUGUUAUUCUUAAACCACUUUUGGCCAUCCUCAUUAUGAUUCUCAAAGUAUCAGGACACUACGAAGAAGGAUACGUUGCAUGGGAGAGUUCAUAUCUAUAUCUGUCGUUUGCAUAUAACCUCAGUGUUUGCUGUAGCAUGUACUGCCUAGUUUUGUUUUAUGUGCAAUGCUCCAACGAUCUUGAACCGUACAGACCCAUGCCAAAAUUUAUAUGUGUCAAGGCUAUUAUUUUCCUUACAUUCUGGCAAGGUUUGAUUGUGGCAAUGUUAGUUGCUGUCGGAGCAAUUAGUGGUUCUGAUCAAGACAAGGAAUAUUCGGCAAAUAAUAUUGCACUUGCUUUACAAGAUACCAUACUUUGUUUUGAGAUGCCAUUUUUUGCUUGGCUGCACUUUUAUGCAUUUCCUUGGACCGACUAUGAUGAU
Batrachochytrium dendrobatidis JAM81 is the source of this 867-nucleotide messenger RNA. RefSeq lists its product as uncharacterized. Gene Ontology annotation, biological process: transport. Lineage: Eukaryota; Fungi; Chytridiomycota; Chytridiomycetes; Rhizophydiales. Gene Ontology annotation, cellular component: membrane. The annotation marks the transcript as partial. Gene Ontology annotation, molecular function: transporter activity. The record is from RefSeq and is a predicted model, not a curated record. The transcript has 4 exons.